AUGGGUCUCUGCAGGGCCUCGCUGUCUUCGACGGAGUCGGCAGCUUCUCACAGCUGGUUAUCACCGGCAAGUCGACAAACUACCUUCUUCGGACAGGUUCCUGAAGCUGCCGCAGAAAGCGGUGCCUGUUCCCUCGAAGCCAAACCUUUGCCCGCAAAGGCAUUUCACGCCGUUCCUUUGGCUCCUCGAGCACGAAGCGGGCGGCGGGGCCGGGGCCGGGCCGGGCCCCUCGGGCCUGAGCCUCCCUCGCGGCCCCUCCCGAGGCCCGCGGGGUCGCCCGGCAACGCGGCGGACGCGGCGGCACCGACCCGCGGCCAUGGCCUCCAAGAUGAGCAAGAAGAAGGAGGCCUCCCGCCGCACCAGCACCUCCUCCAAAACGUGAGAGCCCCGGAAGAGAGGGAGGGUGGGCGCGGGAGGAUGGCAGCCCCCGCCGGCCGGCCCGACAAGGGCGGCGGGCCUGGAGACGCCGCCGUGCCCGGCCUGGGCUACAGCGGCCGCCUCCGGGGCCGGCUGGGAACUCGCCCCGAGGCUUCCCCGCCUCGGCCCGGGCGGUCGCCGAGGGCGGCGGGCACCUGUGCUAGGCGGCCCAGGGGCCGUGGCACCGGCCGGACACGGGGGAACUCGGGAUAUAUGGACAGACUGGGGAACGAGAGGCUGGAGAGCAACACCUCAGAAAGGGACCUGGGAGUCCUGGUCAAUGGCAAGUUGAAUAUGAAUACAACACCAUGGAGGGCCAGCUGUGAGAAGAAGCCGCCACCUAUGCUUUCCAAGAUAUCUGCUUCCAAUGACAAGUGGAGAUUUCCUAUUUGGCCAGAAUGGAAUGAUGCAGAUAUCAAUGCAGAAAAAUGGGAUGCUGGAAAAGCUGGAAAAGAAAAACCUGGAAAAGGCCAAAUUUCACCUGGAUUUGAUGACCCUGAAGGGAAAAUAAGGUUGCCAGCAUCUUUAAAAGUGCAUUCAUGGAAACGUCCACAAGAGUUUUUAACAAAAGAGGUUCCUGUGGUAGUCCAAAAUGAAACCUCAUUUGACCUUGUUUCAGCAAAUGAGCACAUAUUUUGUUGUGAGCUGAUGAGAUGGAUUGUAAGUGAAAUCUAUGCUGUCUGGAGGAUAUAUAAUGAAAAUUCCUUAAAUAGUGAGACGCUUGAUUGGAAACCUUGGGAACACAUUUAUGCCUUAUGUAAAGCUACCAAGGAACACAUACCGCUGUACAAUAAAUUUGGAAAAUAUGUAUUGAAACUUUAUUGGAUGGGUUGUUGGAGGAAGAUCACUGUGGACGACACUAUGCCUUUCGAUGAAGAGGAGAAUUUGUUAUUACCAGCUACAACCUGCCAAAAUGAACUUUGGCCAAUGUUGCUGUCCAAAGGUAUCAUUAAGUUAGCAAAUACGAGUAUACAUGAAAAUGGAAAAAGAGAGAUGGAGGAAUUUACAGUUCUACAAACAUUGACUGGAUGGAUACCAGAAGUUAUUCCUCUCCAGCCUGAAUACUUGGACAAAGUUUGGGACUUUUUGAAAGAGAUUGUGCCAGAAUUCAAGUUGCCAGAGAAGGCUCCAGAACUUGACAUUAUUCAGGAUGACACAAAAACAGAAGAGACCAGAGACUCAGAGUUAAAAAGUGAAGUUUCAUCUAGGAAUAAGCUGACAGAUACAACUGAGAAAACAGAGACAACCAAUAACAUUACCAAAGAAAAAGCAGAGCAGAAAAAAGUAGGAAAGAAAAGAAAAGGAGGAGAGAAAGAAAAAAGCAAGGUAGCGCCUCAGUCUUCAGAAAAAGUCCAAGGCCUUCAGGACUUAACUGAAAAAUCACCCGUACCAAGCCAGCCAGAGAUGGUCGUGUGCGCUGGCUGUAUACCGCUGCAUUUGUUUGAAGAGGAUAUUUUUUUAUUAACACGAAUGGCUGACUCUUCAGAGAAGAUGAGGCAAUAUGGGCUUUCCCAUAUACACAGCCAUCCUGUCCUGAUCACUAGAACUCGGUCCUGUCCUCUGGUAGCACUGCCAGAACCACCACCACUUCCUUCUUGGAAGCUUUUCCGUCAGAAAAAGCAAGUUGUUGUGACAUCUGAACCCCAAGAGCCUGUGGUAGAGAAACCUGAAAAACACGUUGAGAUCGCUAGCCUAUUUUUUAAAUACAAACUGAAUAUUAUCACAAUACCAACAGACACCCACUUUCCACAGACUACCCUCAAAAAAGGAUUUCGUUCUAUAUCCCAUCUCACUUCUGUUAGUGAAAUUGAUGAAAAUGAAAGUGACAGUAAUGGGGAUAUGAGUCAAAAUGGGACACUCUCAAAUGCAGAAGAUCAUUCUCAGGAGACCACUUCCUUGUCACAACAAAAGGCAGAGGUACUCAGUAAAGAUGAACGUGACAAUAUCAGUUUAGAUACCAAAAAAACAUCAGACACAGCUGAUGCCGAUAUGAAGAGCCUGACAGGGACUAAAUCAAAGGACGGAACAGCAUCAGAAAAGAUUUCAGUUUCCAGGGAAACCUGGAUUACCUUUGAAGACUUCUGUGUUUGUUUCCAGAACCUGCAUGUUUUCCACAAGCCACAGACAUAUGCUUAUAAUUAUCAGAAGACAUGUUUUAAGUCUUCUGAUGAGGAAGUCUUCUAUUAUUUACUUGUGGACAGUCUGAUGCCCAUUGAAAUCCUGGUUAGCUUUUCUGCAUUAGUACACUGGUAUGUUACUGAAGGUACUAAACAAGAAUGUUCAACGGGCAUGCUGAGGGUUGAAUAUUUCUCUUGGAAAUCUGUGAUUCCUGGAGAACUUGUAUUAAAGAUGCAUACAUCUGCAACCAAAGCUACUGUGGUAAAUCUUCCUGUUGGGAGACAUAUCCUGCUCUUCACAGUAACUUGUCCCAUAGGGCACCACAUUGAGCUGUGUACCAUGGUGCCAUGUGUCUUUGGAGAAGAGGAUGCCGUGAUGCCAGCUCUUCAGAAGGAGAGCUCUCGAUUUAUAGAACAGGCUACAGCUAUCCUGAAAGCUGUUGGAAAUGUGAUAAAUAAUUUCAGCAAUAAGGAGGAGCUUCCUAAAGCCUUGAAGGAAUUGGAAGUAGCUCAUUGUCCUCCUGGCCUUCAUGAUACUAAAAUAGCUAAAGAAAACAUCAAGGUUUUCAAUAAUGCAUUUUGGUAUUUGAUCAAAUAUGUAUUAGACAAGAAGGAUCUUUACAGAUAUAAAUUUGCCUUCAGGUCUUUUACUUUGGAUUUUAAAGACACUGAUUUUUCUGGUGAUGACACUGAUAUUUCAGAGAGCAGUGAGGAGAAAUCCCUUAGUAGUUGGGAGAGUAAAACUCCCACACCUGAAGAAGAAGCAGCAGCUCUCACAAUUCAAGCCAUCUGGAGAGGGACUUAUAUUAGGAAAAUACUGAAGAGCAGAGUACCAGGUACUAAAGAAAACACUGAUGUUGAAGAAACUUUGAAAAACCUGUGGGCUAUGAUUGAGUUAAGUUUUGAACAGUGCGCUAUAACGUUGUUAAGAGAGAUGUUUAAAAGGAACUCUAAUUCAGCUGAAAAGUUUCCUUGUUAUGAAGAUGAAUGGUGUAAGAUGUAUUUCACUGACUAUGCAGUAACCUAUGCUGAUCAACCACCAAAUGCAUGGUUUCUGGUUUUCAGAGAAACAUUUACUGUCCCAGAAGACAUGCUUAUAUUGACAAAGGUGUUUACCACUAUCCCUUCCUGUAGACUUCAUGUCCUUGAUAAUGACACACAGGAGGAAAUGCCACAUGCCUUUUUCAAAGUGGCACCUCAUAUUUAUCCCAAAAAUAAGAAAGGAUACACUUUUGUGGCUGAAGCGCACACUGGUGACCAACCUGUGGCAGGUGGAAAAUGGACGCUCCGCUUCAUCAGCUCCCAAAGUGCCCUUCCAUUUCUCUCUCGUGAAGCUGUAAAUAAUAUCUAUUCUACCCAACAAUUUAAGGAGUAUUACAUACCUAACAAAGAGUUCCUACUACUUAGGUAUUUUGUAAAAGUCACAGCACCACAUACUGCCACAUUGCAGGUACAAACCUCUAAUUCAGAUGUGUUCAUUAAAUUACAAGUCCUAGAAAAUGAGAAGGAAAUUACAAGUGUCAUUGGAAAGGGCAAUGCAGUCAUCCCAGUUGUUAAUUUCUGGAGUAAUCAACCACUUCUGAGCUCCCAGUUAAAAAACCUACAGAAUAUUCAAAGUAGUACAAAGAAGGGAUCAGAAACUGGACGAUUAAAAAAAAGAAGCCGUAAUUCAUCAAAGGACAGCAAAACUUCUUCCAAGACAGACCUUGUACAGGAAUGUUCACUGAUAUCAAUAGAUGAAUCUUUCUCCUCAGAAAACUUUGAAAAUAAUGUUGGAAGCCCACAACAAUCUUACCAGUAUUCAAUAGAGGCAUUGGUGUUGCAUGAUAGUUGGCCACUUUCUGAGAGUGAGUCUUUGCUUGUUCAGAAACUGAAAGAAAUGCAGAAAGAUGAAAUCAAAGGUAGGGGAAAGGAUGAGGAUCACAAUUUUCCCCUAACUCUUACUUCUUUCCAAGUAAAAAAGAUUCCAAAUAUUCCUAAAUCAACCAGAAGAUCAAAAGAUAAAGUAUCUGAGAAGACAGAAAAAGAGAAGCUCCAGAAGGAAAGAGCAUCACUUGAAUCUCAGGUGAGAGCAAAGCUAAAGCCUCAAUCUCCAGGAGAUUCAAACACACCCUACUGCAUUUUACGCAUAGUUAGCGAACAGAAAGAGAGAGAGUUUCUGGAGGUGAAGAAAGACACCCGGCGAGUAGAUGAGAUCAGAGCCAUGAAAGAAGCAUGGGAGUCUGCAGAGCCAGGGAGAGCUGUCAAGGCUUUUCAGGAACGUGUGCGUUUUAUUAAUAAGUAUGCUGUGAGAGAUUCAGAGGAACCCAUAGCUGAGGUUGAGAUGGCCGACUUAACACCUAGUUCAGAAGAAACAGAUUAGUAUUUUUCCACCCCAGUAAGAAUGCAAGCACCACAAACAGAUAUUGACUCAAGAUUAAAAACACAGCAAAAAAAAUGGGAGCUUAUAGACCUUAAUCCUUACUUAAGAAAAACAAUGCCUGAAUCUGUGCUGAGAAAUGAGUCUAUCAUUCAACAGCAACAGAUACAUAAAGAAGAAGAAAACAACCAUUUUAGGCAACUUCGCACGCUGGCUUUGGAACAAAGACAAAAAGAAGAAAAGGACAGAAUUUUAUUGAAGCAAAAUACACUUGAAAUGUAUGAAAACCUGCAGGCAUCCUUAGAUGAAGCACGAGGCAGAGUUUACAGCAUUCGGGAAGCAUACAGAAAUCAGCUGCUGGAGGCUGAACGCAGAAAAGAAGAAGAACUGGCAGCUCAGGAAGCAGCCCUGCAAGCAGAGCGAAAGAAGAAAAAUGCAGACAGAAAGAAAAAACGGUAA
Poecile atricapillus (Black-capped chickadee) is the source of this 5352-nucleotide messenger RNA. It is a transcript of the gene ADGB, whose product is annotated as androglobin. Gene Ontology annotation, biological process: proteolysis. Gene Ontology annotation, molecular function: oxygen binding; protein binding; heme binding. NCBI's taxonomy places the organism in Eukaryota, Metazoa, Chordata, Aves, Passeriformes, Paridae. The transcript has 38 exons. The record is from RefSeq and is a predicted model, not a curated record.